Molecule: messenger RNA, 837 nt
Organism: Lolium rigidum
Lineage: Eukaryota; Viridiplantae; Streptophyta; Magnoliopsida; Poales; Poaceae
Exons: 3
Coding region: 261-545 (94 amino acids)
Source: RefSeq, a predicted model, not a curated record
GGCCCAUAAGGCUCGCUCCUCGGGUCCUCCUCCACUUCAGCGUCUCCCGGUCACCACCGACUCCGGUGAACCCUUCCUCGCCGCCGGCCGGCGAUCUCCGAAUCAGAAAGCGAGUAAACACCCAAUCCUCCGACCUCGUGGACUUCUGACGAGUUGCACUCCGGCCAGUUCGCGUUUGCCCUUUCUCCCGUUCCGUAUUUGCGCCCGCGUUCCUGGCUGGAUCUAACACCGGUCUCUUAUCUUAGCAGCAGGUGCUCGAGAUGGCCACCGCCGCCGCGGAGAGUGGAACCAGGGAGCCGGCGUCCAACGGGGACAAGCCCGAGGAGGAGCCGCAGCAGUUCGACCCCAGCCGGAUGAUUGGCAUUAUCAAAAGGAAGGCGUUGAUCAAGGAGCUAGCUGCUGCUUACCAUGCUGAGUGUGUAGCAAGCUGUAAAGAGCUACUGCAACUCCAGAAAAAGUGGGAGGAGGAGCAACUUGUCGAGGCCAAGAUGCCUGAAGAACUAAAGAUAUCGUCGGCGAAACCUUCUAAGCGCAGGAAGAGGUAGAUUUAGAGGAUGGAGGGGGAGAAAAUAUUGCGAGUGGAAUGCCUGCUGCAUCAUAGUGCUGAAUGUUAGCUUAGUCGAGAGUAAUGUGUGUGAGCAAACAAUACACUCCUGAGUGUGCUACCCGUGAAGUGUGUAUAUGACAGACGGUCUAUUUACUUUCUUUACCGAAAGCUACUAGUAAGAGUUUUACACAUUGGGCUCACGAGCCGCGUGUAUCACGACUUUUUUUGCAUUGAUCGCAAGAGUUACUGAAUGUCUGCAAGACAACGAUUGAACUCUUGUGCUCCUUCCA